UAUGAGGAAUUUAAGCCCUGACCUUUUUUUUUUUUUUUUUUUUUUUUUUUUCGUCAGGGAACUGCGCGGUUACGUCGAAAGAGCAGCGAGAGCCGGGGAACACUGCAGCGACUUUAUCAGCCAGAGCAACCCCCCCUUCCACUGUUUGUUACCCACUUCGAAAUAGAUAAUAACACUGAUAAUAUUAACGCGAGAGCUCGCGAGUUGCUUCAAGACUGUUGGCUGCAACUGUCAAAGGAGCCGAGGAGCUGGCCGCGUUCCCUGGCUGUUUUUGACUAUUUCUGGAGGCUCCGAGGAGGAGACGGAGGUCGGAGAGAGGCGCCGCGUGGUGUACAUGUUAAUGCGGGCGGGGAAAGGAGGAGAAUGCGUUUGGAGACUGGAAAGGAGCCGAAACCACGCCGGAUUUCUUUUCGUGGACCGUCGGGAUUGUGAUUUGUCCUCUUUAUCGUCGCGUUCGAGAGGAGACGAGGCUGGAGGCUGACCACCUCACUUCGUCCCCCCCCCUCCCCGUCCCCGUGUCUCCCCCCCACCACCCCCGGCCUCCUGUCUGAGCGGCCCUUGACGUACAAGCAGGUGUGAUUGCCAUGUAACAUCGCGUUGGUGGAAAAAACGCCCACUUCGGUGCCUGUCUCUUGACCUCCUCCUCUCGUCACGUGGGUGACCCGGCGCCCCCCCCCCCCCUUUCAUUGGGCUCGUGCUGCUGAGUGACUGGCCCACGGUUCAGGCAUGGAGAGCUCCAGUGGCCUCAGACUUGGGAAGAUGUCCUCACCAGGCCUGCCACGGGGCCAGACACCCAAGCACGGACAUUCCCAGGAGUUUAUCAGAGGCACGCCGGGCCCUGAAAACCACAACAAACACAGUUUAACGUGUGAUGAGCAAGCAGAUGGGAAAAGAAAAGGUCGACCUAAAACUGACGGUCAGGAGCUUAGGAGCAUUCCUGCCCAUUUGAUAAUACAAUGGAAGGAAGAGUUCAAGCGCCGCUCCAGGGUUAAAUGUCCAUGUUCAGGCUGUUGGUUAGAAUUUCCCAGCAUCUGUGGCGUCAAGUACCACUAUCAACGCUGCCAAGGGCCCACUGUAGCAGAGAAGCUGAGUCAUGGCUGUCCCUACUGUGAGGCAGCUUUUGCCACAAAAGUACGGCUGGAAAAGCACAAGCUGUGGAACCACCCCGACAGAGUUAGCAAGGAAGCCAAGGAGGAGCAGCUUCUUAAGAAGUCCAACAUCAAGAAAAGGGCCAUGGAGAACAGCCACCCCUCGCCGAUGUUCUUCAAGGUGAAAAAAACGUACGAGGUGUCCGCACCGUCUCAGAACGGAGAACUGGCCCACCUUAAGAGCGAGAGGAAAGCGCACGGUCAGGUCCCGGCUUCACAGCCGGUUCACACGUCGCAUACAGUCCAGCCUCAGAGCCAGUGCCAAAGCGCAUCAUCUGACGCUGGAGGGAGUGAAAGCGAGGGCGGGAGUCUUCCCUCGUCUUACCCCGACGAAGAUCCAGAACGAAUGAGGCACAAUCCAGGACGGAAGCAGAAAACUCCUAAAAAAUUCACGGGAGAACAGCCGUCAAUAUCCGGGACAUUUGGACUGAAAGGCAUGACUAAGGUAGAAGAGAAGCUGAAAGCAGGUCGUGUGAAGAGACCAGAGGGCUGUGGGUUCAGUGAUGAGUCUCAGAGAAGACCUGCUCCUGCUCAGUCCUCCAAGAAAGAGCCAGCAACAGGAAGCUCGGGUGGUGUUUCUGACACUCAGUGGCAGCGAACAAUCUCAGAGCGAGGUGAAGUGGUGUGCCCGACCUGCUCCAUUGUCACCAGAAAAACAAUCCAAGGCCUGAAGAAACACAUGGAGAUCUGCCAAAAGCUCCAGGACGCCCUAAAGUGCCAGCAGUGCCAGAAACAGUUCCGCUCCAAGGCGGGCCUCAACUACCACACCAUGGCUGAACACAGCAGCAAGCCCUCAGGGAGCGAAGGCCAGACGGGGAGCGAGCACGGAGAGAGAGAGCGGCUGCGGCGAGUGCUCAAACAGAUGGGACGAAUCAAGUGUCCUAGUGAGGGUUGUUCAGCCCACUUUUCCAGUCUGCCGGGCUACCAGUAUCACCAUCAGCGUUGUGGGAGAGAGUUUUCUGACGAUGAGAAGCCUGUGUUUCUGUGUCAGCACUGCGGGAAGAGCUACCGCUCCAAGGCAGGCAGAGACUACCACAUACGCACUGAGCACCCGCCAACCAUCAGCACCAUCAUGAAGUCGACAAACAGCAGUAACUACCAGAACAACGUCACUGACACCAACAACAAUACUGGCAAGGAAAGGGGGCUCUCUGAGGACUCUCCAUCAGUAGGGAAGAAAAGAGAGCAAUACCUGCCCGAGAGGAAAGACUGGCAGGAGAAACCGCCAACCGGCCAGCCUAAAGCGAAGGAUCUGGAAACAGAGGAGGAGAGGAAACCAAGCAAAGAGAAAGCAGCACAAGUUAAGAGUCAGGGGGAGGACUUUGAAAGGACCCCCAGCGGCCGAGUGAGGCGGCAGUCUGCUCAGGUGGCAGUGUUCCACCUGCAGGAGAUAGCAGAGGAUGAGCUGGCCAAAGACUGGGGCACCAAGCGGCGCAUCAAGGACGACCUGGUGCCUGACAGCAAGAGGUUGAACUACACUCGUCCUGGCCUGCCCAACUUCAGCCCAGAGGUACUGGAGACCUGGAAGAACCAAGUAAAGGAGAAGGGCUUCAUUUGCUGCACAAAUGCUAACUGUGAAGCUGUCUAUUCCAGUGUGUCCGGGCUGAAGGCACAUCUUGCCAACUGCAGCCAGGGUGGUGGCGAAAUGGGAAAGUACACCUGUCUGAUCUGUCAGAAGGAGUUUAGCUCAGAGAGCGGCGUCAAAUAUCACAUUAGUAAGACACACUCACAGAACUGGUUUCGUGCGUCAACCAGUCAAGUGGUCUCUAGUAACAAGAUUAAAGGGUUGGAGAACAAUGGAUUCAAAGCGGAGGUGAGGAAUGGUGCCACCACUGGUAAGAAAAGGGGUCGGAAACCAAAAGAGCGCCCCCUGAUGGACGGUCCUCUUCAAACAACGACAGACGCCCUCACCACCACCCAAAAUUCACCUCCAGCCAUGAACCAUCCCUCUUGCUCAGCACAGUCCCCAGCCCUGAUCCCUGACCAAACGGACAGCGAUGAGCCGGGCCAGGAAAGGCAAAUCCUCCCCUCUGCCACCCGACGGAGCAAACCCAAGAAGAUCUAUUUGUCAGAGUAGCACAGCUAUUAUCAUCCCUGCUUACCAUAAACAUACCACCCUGCAACUAAAAGGACCUCUCCAACUUGGCACUGAGUGGAAAGCCAGAUCUACAAUGAAGACAUUAAAGAUUUAAAACAGUCUUUAAAUCUUGGUUUUAUACCUUAGAGUUAAUGUGUGCACUGGUAUGAACACUUAUCACCACAGUAGUGCAUUUUCUCCAUUCCAUUUCUGUUUCCUUUAUAGGGCACACAUUUCAGUUUCUGUUCCCACAGCCGAGUCCGUAAGCCAGGAGCAAAUCCAAACCCUUACAUGGAUAGAGGUUUUUAAACAGAAGUAGUAUCCCAAAUAGAUAAAGAAUAAUAAUAAUAAUUUUCUCUGCAAGAAUCAAAGUGUUUUGAAAGGAUUUAAAAAGGAAAUUUCUAUUAGCAUGGUGAAGUCAUUUUAUGAUUGCUGGUGUUUUUUUUUUUCAUGUUUCCUCACAGAUAUACUGUACGUGUACAUAAACAGUAUCUAUAUCUAUAUAUCUAUAUACUCAAAGCAAUGACGCCAUCCUUCGUUCUCAAGCCUGAGGCGUCCUGUUGGCUUUCUGUCAGUCACAGAUUUUGCAGUGUAUUGUAGUGCAACAUUGUUUAAAUGUGUUGUUUUUCCUUCUA
Fundulus heteroclitus (mummichog) is the source of this 3860-nucleotide messenger RNA. It is a transcript of the gene znf512b, whose product is annotated as zinc finger protein 512B. Gene Ontology annotation, molecular function: zinc ion binding. NCBI's taxonomy places the organism in Eukaryota, Metazoa, Chordata, Actinopteri, Cyprinodontiformes, Fundulidae. Bases 727 to 3225 code for a protein of 832 amino acids. The transcript is spliced from 18 exons. The record is from RefSeq and is a predicted model, not a curated record.